GGCGGAAUGCGGGGACACGGGGUUGGGUGGCCGUGGGAAUAGCGCGCAUCCCGCCACCUCGGGCAGCUCCCUUCUGGGGAAAAUAGCAGUUCCGGGGGACGGAGGGAAGCCCUUAGAGCUCGCUUCCCCGUCGAUGGUCCCAGCUUGGAUCUUUGGGGCUGUGUUCACACAACCUACUGAUUCUGGUUAGGGAAAGAAUGCCGGUUCUGGGCUGCGACGACUCCUUGAGCCACACCUGGCUGCCACAAAAUGCUCAUUCACAAAAAACGAAGCAAAAUUACCAUUAACCGAGGUUAGGAUGUCGUGGGAAUGCGACCUCUGAGUCUUUACUGGACCUGUUGAAGAGUAUCAUGUGAAUCGAGUCAAUAGGGUGUUAAUUAAGGGUCUUUUCGAUAUUGGUAUUAACUUAACUGACCCUAUGUUCAGAGGCAUGUACAGAGGUACUCGAAAACAUCAAGAUGACUUCUUGGAUGUAAUAGACAGAGCAAUCAAAAUUGGGGUUCAAAAGCUCAUCAUCACAGGUGGGAGUUUGCAAGAUAGUAAAGAUGCCUUGCGGCUGGCCCAAACCAACGAAAUGUUUUACACCACGGUUGGCUGCCAUCCCACUCGCUGUGGAGAAUUUGAUCAGGGUGAUCCUGACCAGUACCUAGCCGAGUUGCAAGAUUUAGCUGAGAAAAACAAAGGGAAAGUUGUCGCAGUUGGAGAGUGUGGCCUGGACUUUGACAGAUUAGAAUUCUGCCUCAAAGACACCCAACUCAAGUAUUUUGAAAAACAAUUUGAUCUGUCUGAGCAAACCAAAUUGCCAAUGUUUUUGCACUGUAGGAAUUCACACCCGGAAUUCAUAGAUAUAAUGAGACGAAACAGAGAGAGAUGUGCAGGAGGAGUGGUUCACUCUUUCGAUGGCACUAAAGAAGAAGCAGCAGCUGUAAUAGAUCUGGAUCUUUAUAUAGGGAUAAAUGGCUGUUCUCUGAAAACUGAAGCCAACCUAGAAACAGUGAAGUCAAUUCCCAGUGAAAGGUUAAUGAUAGAGACAGAUGCUCCCUGGUGUGGAGUGAAAAACACCCAUGCAGGCUCAAAAUUUGUAAAAACCACAUUUCCGACAAAAAAAAAAUGGGAAGUGGGACACUGCCUGAAAGACAGAAAUGAACUUUGCCAUAUAAUCCAGAUACUGGAAAUACUAGCAGCAGUUCGUGAAGAGGAGCCAUUAGAACUGGCCAAUAUUAUAUAUAACAACAGUAUUAAAGUUUUCUUUCCAGAUAUGUAAAUCCAGUUAAUUCUAUUCAUAAAAUAAAAUAAGUCUACUCCCUAAUUCUGAAAUCAUUAUUUAGAAGCA
This is a messenger RNA of Python bivittatus (Burmese python), 1333 nucleotides long. NCBI's taxonomy places the organism in Eukaryota, Metazoa, Chordata, Lepidosauria, Squamata, Pythonidae. The record is from RefSeq and is a predicted model, not a curated record.